AUGGCCGGAGCCACGCUGCUGCUGUUGCCAUUCGCGCUACCACUCACAGUCGCGGUGUAUACAAUUGUCUGGCUGUAUACGUGGACUCACGACCCGCGCGCAAGCACCAAUUUACUACGCGUGCUCCCAUUACACCCCAGGCGGGUGUACAAGUGCAGCCGGGCGCUGUGGUCGGGAAUGCUUGAUGGGUUGGGCGGCCCGACUAUAGCUAUUAUAUUUUCUUACAUGGUGGCGAAGCUCUCUCGGUCGUCGCGGCCUCAGGACACGGCGGUGCGCGAUAUCAAGUAUGGGCCGCAGGCGAAACAUCGGCUGGAUCUUUUUGUGCCCAUAGCAACACAACAGCAGCAGCAGGGCGCUUCAGCAGCAUCUUCCGAAAAGGAGCGUUUCCCAAUUCUGAUUAUUUUCCCCGGAUACCGCUGGUCCAAGACCAAGCGCGCUCGCAUGUACCGGCCAAUGGCGCAGACACUGUGCGGCGAUGGCAUGUUUGUUGUGCUGCCCCGCGUCGGCGGUGUGGAUGCCAGCCUUGAAGACAUUCUGUGCGACUUCCACCUGACUGUACAAUGGGUCUUUGAAAAUGCGGUCAACUUUGGCGGGGAUCCCAGGCGCGUGCACCUCAUGGGCUACGGCGCCGGAGCACACCUGUGCACGAUGUACAGCUUGAUAGUCCCCCUGAAGACUUGGUAUGCACAGGCUGACCGCAUGUCUCCAGACGCCCAACUACUCUCGUCUCGUGCCUCUGACCAGUGCCUCCGCCGCUGGCUGCGCAAAAUCAGGCGUGUCCCGCGACCUGUCGCCGGCUUGAUCCUAGUCUCAGGCGUCUUUGACAUUGCUAGCCAGCGCAGGUACGAGACCGAGCGGUGCAUUGAGAACCUGUCGGCAACGGCAAAGGCAUUCGGCGGAAGCCGCGAGCGCGAAGACGCCUGGUCGCCGGCGGCCAUCGUGCGCCGCCUGCGCCGCUGCAGUGCGUUUAUUCCCUCGGAGCUAUUUGCGCACAGCGUGCUGCUGAUUCACGGCAAGCGGGACUCGACGUUUGUGCUGGCUCAGAGUCAGAGGCUUUUCCGCGAGUUGGCCGAAAUUGACGUGCCUGAUGUCAACAUGAAGAUUUAUGCGAACCUGCGCCGUGUUGAUCCGUCGAUCGCCUUGCUGGCCCCAGCAUCGGCUCUGGCCCAGUCGCUGUUGGAGGAUAUUCGCGCAUCGGUCUCUCCGUCUGCACAUCUGAAUAGCAACAAUUUGGACAGAGAUAACCAUGACGGCGGCAGCAAUGGCACGACGGGUGAUUCCCUUGAGUCUGGCUCCACAUUAAAUCACGAUAAAAACAGUGCCAGAUCCAACUCCAAAGAUAGCAAAUCAAGCCGCGGCGGCAGCAGCAGCAAUGACAAUAGCAGCCCUGAUGAGACCGUUCCACCAGGUAUAUCUACAGAUGCAGAUGCGAAUCUUAUUGCACCACAUACCGCGGAUAUCUCCUCUCAUAUAUCACACCGCAAUGACCGUGGCCGGCGGCAGCAGCAGCAAAUGCGUCAUAGAGAUCUUGCGCGCUGUGCUUCUGACAACAGCAGUAGGGUUACCGACUACUUUUCUAACGCAGACAGCCCGCAGCACAUGAUGGCGGUUCCCAGCGCUGCCACAUAA
Molecule: messenger RNA, 1629 nt
Organism: Kickxella alabastrina
Lineage: Eukaryota; Fungi; Kickxellomycota; Kickxellomycetes; Kickxellales; Kickxellaceae
Product: Alpha/Beta hydrolase protein
Exons: 1
Coding region: 1-1629 (542 amino acids)
Source: RefSeq, a predicted model, not a curated record